UUUAUUUAUCUGCGUUUUUCUGCUGAUUUACAUAUCCCUUGGACCCGAACCAAUAUGAAAUUGCUGCUCGACUCCUCCUCAUCGCUCCUCUUUUCGCUGCUCUUGGCUCAGCUGCCUGUGCUCACAUCUGCUUCUCCAGUACCACAGCGGCGGCCCAGUGACUUGGAUAAACUGUCCAAUCAGACCAAAAAUCUGAUGAAGCUCACCCAGGAGCUGCUGAGGGAGCAUGCAUUUGACUCAGAUGUGGAGCCCCACAGGUUCAGGUCUCUGCCAGAAAUGAGCAACAGAUCAGCCAAUGAUCUCAACAAUCUUGAACUGAAGCCCACACUCUCUCAGCUGCAUGCUGACCUGAAGCUGUAUGAGCACCACUUUGAGUGGCUGAACAAGGUUUCAAAAAAGCACCACCACCCGGCAGUGCCUAAACUGGUGGAGGUGAUCAGAGAAAUGAAAUCUCUCAUCAACCUGCUGCACCGUCAGAUGCUAAAGGUUGAGGCACCAAGGCUGACUCCGGCAACCCCCUCCCUCCCUCCUCACCUUCCCUAUCAGUUUGAUGUCCUGCAGUCCAGCCAUGAGCUUCUUCAACACUUCAAGCUCUUCUGUGAUUGGGCAUACAGAGCAUUCAUCAGCCUUAAGCCCAAAGUUACUGCAGUACAAUGAUGAUGCAUAAACUCUAUGGCUGAAGAACCAAGUGGAUAUGUGGAGUCCCACCAUAGCCAUGUCAGUCUGCUCUGUAGUCAAUAGCAUCUCUUCAGAGGUCCAAACAUCAGCUAAUGAUGUGUGCUGGAGAAUGUGUUUUUCCAUCAGAGCCACUGAGAAUGCUUUACACUGCAGCCAGUUACAACUAUCAAGAUUCCCGUUAAAGCAAACUGCCAUUUUAACUACAAUGAUCAUGUCAGAUUUCCCCAGUCUCUCCUA
Monopterus albus (swamp eel) is the source of this 915-nucleotide messenger RNA. RefSeq names its product interleukin 11a (gene il11a). Gene Ontology annotation, cellular component: cytoplasm. The coding region runs from base 55 to 657 and encodes 200 amino acids. NCBI's taxonomy places the organism in Eukaryota, Metazoa, Chordata, Actinopteri, Synbranchiformes, Synbranchidae. The transcript is spliced from 5 exons. Gene Ontology annotation, molecular function: growth factor activity; cytokine activity. The record is from RefSeq and is a predicted model, not a curated record. Gene Ontology annotation, biological process: positive regulation of MAPK cascade; positive regulation of cell population proliferation.